CGCCGCGGUCAGUCAUACUCGCGUCGCCGUGGCGUUACUUUCGUUUCCGUUGCAAUUGCUGACUAGGUUAGCUUCGCGCAGUGUUGUGAUCGCUUAGUAUUGUUAGGUAUUAUAUUCAAACGUUCGCGUUCUAUCCGUAAUAUAAAAUCUCUCGCCGGUGAGCCCAGUCGAACAAAAUCUUUCCAAAUGGGCGCCAAAAGUGAUGUCUGGAGCUUCGCAGUUUUCGCGGCAUUCCUGCUUUUCGUCGAAAGUGCCGACAGUUUACGAUGUUAUCAGUGCAUCAGUACGAACAACACGCAUCCAUUCCAAUGCAACGAAUUUCUUUCGAGCGACAUCGAUAUCGAACCAGUGCCAUGCGAUGGUGUUUUCGGGGCGCAGUACUGUGUGAAACACACUGGCCGAUUCGAGGCGACAAGUCUGGAUUGCUAUCAGUGCACGUCGGCGGAAGAACUGAUCUGCGGAGACGACAAAUUGGUUUCUGGUACUUUGACACCAGCAAACUGCAGUCACGUUUAUGAUGCACGAUAUUGCAUCAAGUCGAUCGGACGAUACGGAGGUGGAAUAGGUACGAAACGGUUCUGUUCGGCUAAGGACCUGGGAAACUAUUGCGAUUACGUGAAUCGACAAGGAGACAAGUUGACGUAUCGUACCUGCAUUUUUACUUGCACCGGAGACGGCUGCAACUCAGCGACCUCUUUGGGACCGACUGCAGCGUGGUUGUUACCGAUAGGUGUGCUAGUGACUUGCAAAUUACUCCGUCAGAGGUAGACACUUGGGGUGCAAAAUGUCUAUGGGACCAAUUGAAUAUUCCCGCGAAAUUUCUCAGGUAACGUUCAGUCGUUGACAAAAAAGCGUGCAAUUUGUUCUACCGACUUCGUGAUAUUUUCGCAUCACAAUCUCUUCCUCGAAUUAAUCAGACGAGACCAUUAUUACCCUGACGCGACUGAAGGUUAGCUAGAAAUUUAAUUUUAAUAUAAUUCUAAUCCGUCCAUACUGUAUCGCUACGAUAAACGAAUAUUUUCUCUUGCACAUGAAAUCCGUCGCCAUUGUGCCUUACUUGAAGCAACAAGUUAGAAAUUGUAUUUUUCCAAAAGAAGGUAAAUACUAAUUGUAAGAUCAACUAAGAGAACUUAUUUGUUAAGAGCUUCAACAAUUUAACAGUGCUUAAUUAAUGUAUAGGUUAAAACACGAGCGUGUGUGUUCUCAAAGCCGAAUUAGUAUAAGUUACGUGUCGUGUAGAACCGUUAAUUUUCGAGAACUUUUAUAGAUCUAUUUUUUACUUGUAUUUUUUCAUUUUUCAUAUUUUAUAUAUAUAUACAUACGACGAACAGAGACUUAUAUCGUUCACUUUUGUGUAUCAUUUUGUACAAAGUAUGUGUCACUGUACACAGAUUAUGACAUAUCAAUACUCGGUUUUCUUUUUUUUAACACGUUGAUCGCUCGCUCAGAAACCACAGAAACUCGAUCAAAUCGAAGCAAUAAGAUUAUUAGCAUUAAGAUUUAUGAUAUUAACUGCUCCGUUGAUUCUUGCGUAUUUGAAUGGUAACGGAAAAAUAAAAUUUUAACGACAGUCAACGUGUUAAACACGGAAACACGAGUGGUGUGCGAGUGUAGAUUAAAAACUGAAAACAAUUGUAUCUUUUUUUCGUGUGGACCAUAAAACAACGAAACUCGAAAUGAAUGCAUUGUUCUUUAUUCACGAACAAGAUAUCCCCGUUAGUCUUAACUCGUCGAUUUCGUUUCCUCUGCAUAUAAAUAUAAUGUGAUAGUCGAUUAACUGCUAGUAACAAAUUUCUUUUCACGACGAAUUCGCAAGGUACUCGCACGUUGACGUUCUUUGGUGUAUUAUAUGUAUGUAUAUCGUUAUAUUAUACAGCGAACGGUACAUAGGGUUAGCUAGCACUCUCUCUUCGACAAGACGUACAUACUACGCACACGUGUUGGCAGACCAAACCAAAUGUUCGUUUCGCUGAAGCGCGGCAGUCAUGAUAGAAUCAUGUGCACUUUUGAAAUUCGAACGUUCAAACACACUUCCAUCAUAUACUGUAAGCGGUAAUAGAAACGAAAAUGAAUACACAUUGACAAAUUAAA
This is a messenger RNA of Megalopta genalis, 2091 nucleotides long. It is a transcript of the gene bou, whose product is annotated as glycosylphosphatidylinositol anchored membrane protein boudin. The record is from RefSeq and is a predicted model, not a curated record. Lineage: Eukaryota; Metazoa; Arthropoda; Insecta; Hymenoptera; Halictidae. Gene Ontology annotation, biological process: regulation of synaptic transmission, cholinergic; positive regulation of voltage-gated potassium channel activity; sleep.